AUGUUCGGGGGCCGGGCCAGUCCUCUCUUCCUGGACACUUCGGAGAUCUGGUGGCAGGACCCGCCGUCCCUGCAAGCGGAGGCGGCGCCCUGGGACGUGGCAGAGGUGGCAGCCGUGUGCAAGGCAGCGGAUGAGGGCUCGGACCCCAGCCCCCAGGAGGAGAACAGCGCGGAGGAGGAGCAGGAUGUUCAGGACCCGGAGCUGGAGGCCAUCAAAGCCAAACUGCGGGAAAUAGAGAAGGAGGAUGAGAGGCUGAAGGAGCUGCAGCUGGAAGCUGACAAUCACCUGUUCAUGAGCUCAGAAGCAGCUCUCUUCCCACUGACUACCAAGGAGAAGAUGGAGGCUGACCAGCGUUCCAUCUACGUGGGCAAUGUGGAUUACGGGGGCACAGCAGAAGAGCUGGAGUCUCACUUCAACAGCUGUGGGCAGAUCAACCGCGUCACCAUCCUGUGUGACAAGUUCUCGGGCCACCCCAAAGGCUAUGCCUACAUCGAGUUCGAGGAGCAGAGCUCCGUCAAGGCUGCGGUGGAGCUGGACGAGAGCAUCUUCAGGGGCCGUGUCAUCAAGGUGCUGCCCAAGAGGACCAACAUGCCCGGCAUCAGCAGCACGGACCGCGGCGGGUACCGGGGCUGCUUCCACGCCCGGGGCGGGCUGGGCCGCUGGGGGGGCCCCUAUGGGCAGCAGCCCCGGGUCAGGGGGAGAACCUACAGGGGUCGGGCAAGGCUGCUGCCUUGGUAUUUUCCAUACUAG
Messenger RNA from Melospiza georgiana, 750 nucleotides. It is a transcript of the gene PABPN1L, whose product is annotated as PABPN1 like, cytoplasmic. The coding region runs from base 1 to 750 and encodes 249 amino acids. Gene Ontology annotation, molecular function: RNA binding. NCBI's taxonomy places the organism in Eukaryota, Metazoa, Chordata, Aves, Passeriformes, Passerellidae. The record is from RefSeq and is a predicted model, not a curated record. The transcript is spliced from 8 exons.